ACAAAGCUUCUUAUGUCUAAGAAGACAUCCAAUCUUAUUGACCAAGCGAUCUUUCGCAACCUAAGUGAUGGACUUUAUGAAAAGCGAAAACUGGGUGCGCUGGAGAUACAGCAGACUAUUAGAGACUAUAAUAAAGCCGAGAGCGGAGACAAAAUUAUCAAAAUACUCGUGCAUUUGCGAGAGAAGUUCAUAGAGUCAAGUUCCGCAAACUCAAGGAAGGGUGGCUUGAUGGCCUUAGCAACCUCAGCACUAGCAUUGGAAGAAGAUGUCAAUAAAUACCUCGCACAUUUAAUACCGCCAAUUCUACGAUGCCUAGUCGACGCGGACAAUAAAGUUCGAUACUAUGCGUGUGAAUCUCUUUACAAUAUUGCCAAGGUGACAGGUGCCGGCGUUUUUUGUUUUUUCAAUGAGAUUUUUGACAACCUCUGCAAGCUCGCCGCUGAUCCCGAUUCUAGUGUACGAGAUGCGGCAGAUCUACUGGACAAUCUCAUUAAGGAUUUGGUGAUUGCGGACAGCACAAUUUUAGACAUGGAUUAUUUUAUACCGCUGCUCAGUAAAAGAAUUCAUGUCACCAAUCAAGCUUGCAGAAAAUUUUUGAUUUCUUGGAUCAUCAUUCUGGAUUCUGUACCAGGAAUAGAAUUAGUAAAAUAUUUACCCCAAUUUUUGAAUAAUCUGUUCAAAAUAUUGAAUGAUCCAGCCGAGGAAGUAGGCACGAACGCGUUCUCUUGUUUGUCUGAACUACUACAAGAACUGAAGCAAAGUCCUCUAAAGGUCAACAUAGGCGAUAUUGUGGAUAUUCUGUGCCCAUACUGUGAUUUAUCUGAUCAAAAUGGCAUUUUGUCUACGCAACUCGCUUUUGUGUGGUUUUCAGAAAUUAUUGCAGCUCACCAAGAAGCCGUUUUACCGUUUGCAUCUAGAAUUCUUCAUUGCGUUUUGACCUGUAUAUCGCAUAGCUCAGACAAAGUAAGGGAGAUCACUCAAUCUAUCAAUGAAUUUCUCUUCUUGAUGGUAGAAACACGCGACGAUGUCAAUGUAAAGAGCAUUUUAGACGUUGUGAUGCGAUUAUUGACUUCGAAACAGCAAGUGCCUACUCUCAUAGCUAGUUUAAAAUGGAUGCAAUUACUCCAAACCAGAGCCAUGCCAGAAUUGAUGAACCAAUUUCAGGAACUGUUUUCAGUACUGUUGAAUAUGAUUAGUGACCCUACAGAGGAUAUUGUCAAACUGAGCCUUCAAGUACUUGCCAAACUCUCGACAAACAAUGCCCACUUUGAUCGACUGAUAAAUUGCUUGGUAGAUCUGUUUAGGUCGGACCCCGAAUUGCUCCAUCUACGAGGAAAUUUUAUUAUCAAACAAAUGUCGCACAACAUUCCUCCAGAAAAAAUUUAUAGAACUCUAUCAAAAGUGCUGGAAACAGAUUCAGAUUUGGAAUUUGCAUCGAAUGUUGUUCAAAAGCUUAAUCUAAAUUUACUAACGGGUGCAGAAUUGCACGGUGUCAGAGCAUCUUUAAAAAGUCUAUCUCCAGAAGGGGAAUGUUUGUUUAGUUGUUUAUAUAAAUCAUGGUCCCAUAACCCAAUAUGUUUGUUCAGCCUGUGCCUUCUAGCCCAGGUCUAUAAGCAUGCUUUCGAUUUGAUUUUAAACUUUUCCAGCCUCGAAAUUACAGUGGAUUUUCUAGUGGAAAUUGAUAAGUUGAUUCAGCUAUUGGAGUCUCCAGUUUUUAUGUAUUUGAGGUUGCAGCUACUUGAGCCAGACAAGUACCCUUACCUUUUUAAAGCUUUGUUUGGCCUGCUCAUGUUGCUUCCUCAGAGCAAUACAUUCAAUACAUUGAAAAAUCGUUUAAUGCUUGCAACAUCCCUAAAUACGAUAGUUCCAAAAUCAGAUGACAUCUCGUCAAAGUCAACAGGUAAUAUCGAUUUUGAUGGUCUCUUAGCUCACUUUUAUCAAGUACAGGCGAAGCAUUCAAUACAAUUGAGGCAAAGGAGGAUAUUGUCAAAACAGAAUCAGGAUGCUCAGCAGGUAGCGGGAAAUGAAUUCCCUAUCAAACAACGUGAUGUACCCUACACUACAUCACUGUAGAGUCAGAGUUUUGUUCAUUGCGUAAGUUACGCAACCGCUUUUUUAUCAGUUGGAUUUGUUUUUGCCUCGUCUGAGCGUAGAAUAUCGCAGUGGUAAAUGAUCAUACAAGCCUGUCAACACAUCACCAAGGUCUUUAUUUUUUGCGACGCACGAAUAGCGCAGGUUUUCUAGGCGAAUGAUGUAGACCGGUGCAUCAAAUUUUGAGCAAUUCAGUUGCUUGGUGUUUGACAAAAUGUGGUGGUUUGUUGUUUUGGGUACAGGAUUUACAAUUUCAGCCAUGAUGCUUUCAUUGGUCAUUUCUGAAUACGAACCGCAAGAAUGUAUUCAGUUACGUUUUGGCAAAGCACUAGUUUCCGUGAGCGCUCUAGCAGGAUGAAGAUAUACAGACAACAUAAUUCUUUUUUCUCUAAUAGACCUUACAAAGACUGAAUUCGAUGUUGCAGUUGUGGCCAUUAUAGAUAUAGCUGUACCGAAGAUGAUCUGAUUUAGCUGCGUAA
Messenger RNA from Schistocerca gregaria, 2570 nucleotides. Its product is annotated as protein VAC14 homolog. The record is from RefSeq and is a predicted model, not a curated record. Bases 13 to 2073 code for a protein of 686 amino acids. Gene Ontology annotation, biological process: positive regulation of kinase activity; phosphatidylinositol biosynthetic process. Lineage: Eukaryota; Metazoa; Arthropoda; Insecta; Orthoptera; Acrididae. The transcript is spliced from 5 exons. Gene Ontology annotation, cellular component: endosome membrane; PAS complex.